Molecule: messenger RNA, 2447 nt
Organism: Cornus florida
Lineage: Eukaryota; Viridiplantae; Streptophyta; Magnoliopsida; Cornales; Cornaceae
Product: long chain acyl-CoA synthetase 4-like
Exons: 19
Coding region: 209-2185 (658 amino acids)
Biological process (GO): fatty acid metabolic process
Cellular component (GO): endoplasmic reticulum; membrane
Molecular function (GO): long-chain fatty acid-CoA ligase activity
Source: RefSeq, a predicted model, not a curated record
CUUAACCCUCUCUGAAAAUACACUCUGGUACAGAGUUUGCAACCAGAACGUCACUUUAUUCUCUCUCUCCUCUUUGUCUUCAAGUCAAAAACAGCUGCUAGCCUCAGAAUUCAGAAGCCUUUCCACUGUGACCACCAAUUGCAGAGGAAGGAGGGACAACCAUAUAUAUAUAUAUAUGUAUAGAUAUUUAUAGAGAGAGAGAUCGACGAUGGCGGAGAAGAACUUUAUUAUAGAGAUCGAGCCUGCGAAGGAAGCAAAGGAUGGGAAGCCUUCAAGGGGACCAGUGUAUCGCAGUGUGUUCGCUAAGGAUGGUUUUCCACCUCCGAUUGAAGGUUUGGAUAGCUGUUGGGACAUUUUUCGCAUGUCCGUAGAGAAAUAUCCUGAUAAUAAAAUGCUUGGUCGCCGUGAAAUUGUGGACGGGAAGCCUGGUAAAUAUGUGUGGCUAACUUACAAACAAGUAUAUGACCUUGUAAUGAAAGUUGGGAUUUCCAUCCGGAGUUGUGGUAUUGAAGAAGGAGGACGAUGUGGCAUAUAUGGUGCCAAUUCCUCAGAGUGGAUAAUGAGCAUGGAGGCAUGCAAUGCUCAUGGGCUCCAUUGUGUUCCUCUAUACGACACCCUAGGUGCCGGUGCUGUCGAAUUUAUCAUAUGCCACGCAGAGAUUACAAUCGUUUUUGUGGAAGAAAAAAAGAUUUCUGAGGUGUUAAAAACUUUUCCUAACACAACAAAGUACUUGAGGACAAUUGUGAGCUUUGGGCAAGUUACUCUUGAACAAAAGAAAGAAGUUGAAAAGUUUGGUUUGGCAAUAUAUUCUUGGGAUGAAUUUUUGUUAUUGGGAGAUAAUAAGCAAUUUAAUCUUCCUGUAAAAAAGAAAAGUGACAUUUGUACAAUAAUGUAUACUAGUGGAACGACUGGUGACCCCAAAGGUGUUUUGAUUUCCAAUAAUAGCAUUGUUACUCUUAUAGCUGGGGUGAAGCGCCUGCUAGAGAGUGUGAAUGAAGCGUUGACUGUGAAGGAUGUUUAUCUUUCUUAUCUUCCUCUGGCACAUAUAUUUGAUCGGGUGAUUGAGGAGUGUUUUAUCAAUCAUGGUGCCUCAAUAGGAUUUUGGCGCGGGGACGUCAAAUUAUUGAUCGAAGAUAUUGGAGAACUAAAACCUACUAUUUUCUGUGCUGUUCCUCGGGUGUUGGAUAGAAUUUAUUCAGGUUUGACACAAAAGAUUUCUUCAGGAGGUUUCUUGAAACACACACUUUUCAACGUGGCAUACUCAUACAAAUUACGUAACAUGAGGAAGGGUCAUAAACAUGUUGAGGCAGCUCCACUUUGUGACAAAAUUGUUUUCAGUAAGGUAAAGCAAGGACUGGGAGGAAAUGUACGGCUUAUUUUAUCUGGAGCAGCUCCUCUUGCCUCCCAUGUAGAAGCUUAUCUACGAGUGGUGGCCUGUUGUCAUGUACUUCAAGGAUAUGGUCUGACAGAAACCUGUGCUGGAUCAUUUGUCUCACUACCAAACGAAUUGGAUAUGCUUGGAACAGUUGGCCCGCCGGUCCCCAAUGUGGAUGUGUGCCUUGAAUCUGUUCCUGAGAUGGCAUAUGAUGCCCUUUCAAGCACACCACGUGGAGAAAUAUGCAUAAGGGGUGAUACAUUGUUUUCGGGGUACUACAAACGUGAGGACCUCACCAAAGAGGUCUUGGUUGAUGAGUGGUUCCAUACAGGGGAUAUUGGUGAGUGGCAACCAAAUGGAAGCAUGAAAAUUGUUGACCGCAAAAAGAAUAUUUUCAAGCUUUCACAAGGAGAAUAUGUUGCUGUUGAAAACUUGGAGAAUGUUUAUGGUCUUGUUGCAGAUAUUGACUCAAUAUGGAUAUAUGGGAACAGCUUUGAGUCUUUCCUUAUUGCUGUUGCCAACCCAAAUAAGCAAGCACUUGAACAUUGGGCAGAAGAGAAUGGUGUACCGGGUGAUUUUAAUUCCCUGUGUGAAAAUCCAAAGGCAAAAGAACACUUGCUUGGAGAGCUCGCGAGGAUUGGGAAAGAAAAAAAGUUGAAAGGUUUUGAGUUUGUUAAAGCUAUUCACCUUGACCCUGAGCCAUUUGACAUGGAUCGUGACCUGCUCACCCCAACAUUUAAGAAGAAAAGACCUCAGUUGCUCAAAUACUACCAGAAUGUCAUUGACAACAUGUACAAGAGUGCAAAGUAGCCUGUUGCCUGAGGGUAGUAUUCCGUGAGCUACAGCUGUAAAAGGCUUUUUCUUCUAUUUGUCCCUACAGUUGCUAGUGGCGUGCUUUUCUUACCUUGGAUUUCACUUGUGAUUGUACAUAUGGUAUUUAUAUACCAGAUGAAUAUUUUAAGUUAAUUUUUGUGUAAUGCUAUGACCUGGACUGUAAUCUAGACGUUAUUCUGUAAAUGACGUUAAAUAUUCUAUUAUGCAAGCAUCUAAAGAUUCUUAUUUGACUUUUUAA